AUGGGUUACCAAAAGAAACCAAUAUUCCUGCUACAAGCUGCGUUGAUGAUACCGAACGUGUCAGUUAAACCGACACUAGAAGAAAUUCAAGAUGUAUUAGUGCUUGCAGGAAAGCACAUAACGGGUCUAUCAAAAGGCGUUUCACAAUGGACUGGAGGAAAGUCAUCUAGGGUGAGCUGGAAGAAGCUGGCGGGACACCAUCCGAACCAGUUGCUAGAAGUAGUUACCAAGCUUGACGAACAGGUGCAAUCAAUAACAAAUACGGCGCAAAGGUCUUUGAGGAUGGUUGAAGCGACGAAAGUGAAAAAGAAGUACUACAGGUUGGAAUCUGAAGAAAAACCGGUAUUCCCAUUGCAACAGAAAAACUUCUAUAGUCACGUCAUGGAAAAUAAAGAAAUUGUGAAAACAUUAUCACUAUUGUCAACGUGUACGCAGAACAUUAAAACUGAAUUAAACAUAUUAGUAAAGCGCUGGAGGCCAUAUCAUUAUUUGUGGAAAUGCGAGAAAACUCUCCGCCAGUUGUUGGCUUGGAAUUUAAAUGAUUUUGAAUUGGCUUUAAAAAGACAUAGUGAGUUGGAGGCGAAGUUGGCAACGGAACCGGAUGUUUUAAUUAUAGGAAACUGUUUAGCAGUCUCUACAGAAAAACUUAAAUUAGGACUUACUACUGAACUUAAAAAUGGUACAUACAGGAUAAGCCAAGCUAUGCGUAAAAAGUACAAACGUGAGAUGGACUACGUGUAUGCUAUAAUGAAUGACUUAGAGCGCAAGUUGGAGCGGCCUAUUAGAGAUUUAGAUGAUGUUAGAACUGUAAUGGAAACAUUAAAGAAAAUCAGAGAACAAGAAGUUGAUAUGGAGCUAAAAAUUGAUCCAGUUGAGGAGGCAUUCAAUGUCAUAACGCGCUAUGAACUCCCGGUCAGCAAAGAAGAUAUGGAGCAAGUGGACAAUCUCCGCUACAGCUGGCAGCAGCUACAGGCGACAGCCCUCGCAUCCCACGUCCAACUGCUGAAGAUGCAACCGCAAUUCGAGGAAGAUCUCAAAAACAACUUGGAUAAAUUCCGUGAAGACAACGCCGACUACUGCCACGAAUAUAGGCACGCGGGUCCUAUGCAACCUGGGUUAAGUCCACGUGAGGCGUCAGAUCGUUUGAUACUAUUUCAGAAUCGAUUUGAUGGAAUGUGGCGAAAACUGCAAACUUAUCAAAAUGGUGAGGAAUUAUUCGGACUACCUCAUACUGAAUAUCCAGAACUCGCUCAAAUCAGAAAGGAAUUGAAUCUGCUACAAAAACUAUAUAAACUAUAUAAUGACGUCAUUGAUAGAGUCAACAGUUACUAUGACAUACCGUGGGGUGAAGUCAAUAUAGAAGAGAUCAAUAACGAGCUUAUGGAGUUCCAAAAUAGGUGUAGGAAAUUGCCUAAAGGGUUAAAAGAAUGGCCCGCAUUUUACGCCUUAAAGAAAACAAUUGACGAUUUCAACGACAUGUGCCCACUACUCGAGUUGAUGGCAAACAAAGCUAUGAAGCCGCGUCACUGGCAGCGUAUUAUGGAAGUCACCAAAUAUAACUUCGAACUUGAUAAAGAAGAUUUUUGCCUAAAGAACAUUUUAGAAGCACCAUUAUUGCAAAACAAAGAGGAUAUAGAAGAUAUUUGUAUCUCAGCGAUGAAGGAAAAGGAUAUAGAAGCUAAGUUGCGUCAAGUCACAAACGAGUGGUCAGUACACGAAUUAACCUUUCAAACUUUCAAUAACCGCGGCGAACUGCUGCUCAGAGGCGAUACGACCGCAGAGACCAUCGGCCAACUUGAAGAUAGCCUUAUGAUUUUAGGUUCCUUGUUAUCUAAUAGAUACAACGCACCAUUUAGAAAGCAAAUUCAACAAUGGCUGUAUGAUUUGCAAAGUACUAAUGAAAUUCUCGAACGCUGGUUGCUGGUGCAAAACAUGUGGGUUUAUUUGGAAGCGGUAUUCGUUGGAGGUGACAUUGCGAAGCAACUGCCAAAAGAAGCAAAACGCUUCUCAAAAAUUGAUAAAUCUUGGCAAAAGAUCAUGCAAAGAGCCCAUGAAACACCGGGGGUUGUCUCUUGUUGCGUUGGUGAUGAUCUUCUUAAGCAACUUCUACCUCAUCUACAGGAGCAAUUGGAACUCUGCCAGAAAAGUUUAAGUGGGUAUUUGGAAAAAAAGAGAACUAUGUUUCCACGGUUUUUCUUUGUGUCGGAUCCCGCCUUGCUUGAGAUUCUUGGCCAGGCAUCUGAUUCACAUACGAUACAAAACCAUCUGUUGUCAAUUUUUGACAAUAUUAGAUAUGUGAAGUUUCAUGAUAUUGAAUACAACAAAAUGAUUGCCAUUAUUUCAUCGGAAGGUGAAGAAAUCAAGCUUGAGAGACCAGUACGAGCGGAGGGUUCGGUCGAGACGUGGCUAACUUCCCUUUUGCAAUCCGCUCAGAGCAGUUUGCAUUCCAUUAUACGCAAUGCGGUAUCACUGCUCAACGACCCUUCUUUCAAUAUGCUGCUCUUUCUUGAUAAAAUGCCCGCUCAGGUUGGACUCCUGGGCAUUCAGAUAAUUUGGACAAGGGAUGCUGAACUCGCGUUAAUUCAAGCAAGACAAGAUAAAAAGAUCAUGAUGGAAACAAAUAACAAGUUCUUGGAACUUCUUAAUACACUAAUAGACCAGACCACGCGGGAUCUACAAAAGAUAGAACGAAUCAAAUUUGAAACGCUAAUUACAAUACACGUUCAUCAAAGAGAUAUUUUCGACAUGUUGUGUCGUCUGAAUGUGCGGUCAGCGAACGACUUUGAAUGGCUUAAACAGUGCCGCUUUUACUUCAAGGAGGACGCUGACAAAACUUGGAUAUCAGUAACAGAUGUAACCUUCACUUAUCAGAACGAGUAUUUGGGAUGUACCGAAAGACUGGUCAUUACACCAUUGACAGACAGAUGCUACAUAACGUUAGCGCAAGCGCUUGCGAUGAGUAUGGGGGGAGCACCGUGUGGCCCCGCGGGGACUGGCAAGACCGAGACCGUAAAGGAUAUGGGUAAAACCUUGGCGAAAUACGUUGUGGUCUUCAAUUGUUCCGACCAAAUGGAUUACCGGGGUCUAGGCCGCAUAUACAAAGGUCUCGCCCAAUCAGGCUCUUGGGGCUGCUUCGACGAGUUCAAUCGCAUCGAACUGCCCGUCUUGUCAGUGGCGGCGCAGCAAGUUGCCGUCGUUCUUGCUGCCAAGAAGGAGAAGAAGAAGACCUUCCUCUUUACUGAUGGCGAAAUGUCCGACAUGUGCCCCGAGUUCGGUAUAUUUAUAACUAUGAAUCCAGGCUACGCUGGUCGUAAGGAGCUACCGGAAAAUUUAAAAAUUCAGUUUCGAACUGUAGCGAUGAUGGUGCCUGACAGACAGAUCAUCAUUAGAGUAAAGUUGGCUUCCUGUGGUUUUCUUGAGAAUAUCACUCUUGCCAGAAAAUUUUACACUCUCUACAAGCUAUGUGAAGAACAGUUGACUAAACAGGUACAUUAUGACUUCGGGCUUCGGAAUAUCCUGUCUGUAUUAAGAACUCUAGGUGCAGUCAAGCGAGUCAAUGCUAAAGACAACGAAAGCACAAUCGUGAUGCGCGUUCUGCGCGACAUGAAUUUAUCGAAGCUGAUCGACGAGGAUGAGCCUCUGUUUAUUUCUUUGGUAGCUGAUCUAUUUCCUAACCAAGUGUUGGAAAAAACUACAUAUCCCGAGCUCGAAGACGCUAUUCGAAAGCAAGUUGACCAAGCAGGAUUGAUCUAUCAUCCGCCAUGGGUGUUGAAAAUUAUUCAGAUAACUUACGUUAUUAAUGCAAAAUAUUAUAUUUAUUUAAGAGAAAUGCGAAUGAAUCCAAAAGCAAUAACAGCGGCACAAAUGUUUGGACGCCUAGAUGUUGCUACUAAUGACUGGACAGAUGGAAUAUUUUCAGCCUUGUGGAGGAAAACUCUUAAAAUAAAGACAGGCGAACAUAUUUGGUUAGUCCUAGACGGACCUGUUGAUAGCAUAUGGAUUGAAAAUUUGAAUUCGGUACUUGAUGACAAUAAAACACUAACUUUAGCCAAUGGUGACCGUUUGACAAUGUCUCCAACCUCUAAAAUUAUAUUUGAACCAGAGAAUAUAGACAACGCGUCACCAGCGACAGUAUCUCGUAAUGGAAUGGUAUAUAUGAGUUCUUCAGGAUUAGAUUGGCAGCCAGUCCUCAACGCAUGGUUAAAAUCUCGGUCACAAAGAGAAAUAGAAGUUUUUAGUGCUCUAUUUGAACAAACAUUUUUGAAUACAUAUACAUGGUGUACACAGAAUCUCACAUUCAGUAUGCGUGUACUACAGAGCAAUAUUAUAUUGCAAAUGCUUAAUCUCCUAGAAGGAUUAGUGCCACCUCAGAUUGUGGAAGUCGAAGAUGCAUCAGCUAGUAAAUCAGUUAAUGGUGACAUAGACGACGAAGAAGAAAAAGAAAAUGGUGAAGAAAUCGUUCUCUUUACUCAUGAACAUUUACAUAAAAUUUAUAUUUUUGCAUUAGUAUGGGGUUUUGGUUCACUUCUUGAAACUGAGGAUCGAAUUCGUUUUGACAAAUAUAUAAAAACAACAUUCCCAGAGAUGUUAGAAAUACCUAAGCACCCAAAUAAUAAACCUAGUAUUUUAUUUGAUUUUUAUGUCAAACAUCCCGGUAAGUGGGAAUUAUGGGACGAUUUGAUGACUAAUUAUCAAUAUCCCGAUACAGCAUCACCUGAUUAUUCUAGUAUUUUAGUACCUAUAGUCGAUAAUGUACGAAUUAAUUAUCUGAUUCAUUGCAUUGCUAAACAAGGAAAAGCAGUACUCCUCUUAGGAGAGCAAGGCUCAGCUAAAACCGUCAUGAUGAAAGCUUAUAUGAAAAAUGCUAAUGCGGAACAAUACAUGGGUCGAUCAUUUAAUUUUUCCUCUGCUACGAGUCCAUACCAGUUUCAGAAAACAAUAGAAAGUUAUGUUGAAAAACGUAGUGGAAUGACAUUUGGGCCUCCUGGUGGUAAGAAAAUGUUAGUAUUCAUAGAUGACAUCAACUUACCACAAAUAAACGAAUGGGGCGAUCAAAUAACAAAUGAAAUUGUUCGGCAAACUAUGAGUAUGGGCGGAUUUUACAGUUUAGAAAAGCCAGGAGAUUUUACUACAAUCAUUGAUAUACAAUUUCUAGGCGCUAUGGGCCAGCCAGGUGGAGGUCGAAACGAUAUACCAUCUCGUUUAAAACGACAAUUUUCAAUAUUUAACUGCCCUUUGCCCAACAAUGAAUCAAUAGACAAAAUUUUUAAGGUUAUUGGUGAAGGCCACUAUAAUGCAAAACGAGGAUUUACUACUGAAGUCAGGUCGCUUAUAAAACGCGUUAUACCCUUGACACGAGAGCUAUGGACACAAACGCGUCUAAAGCUAUUACCAACACCAGCAAAGUUUCAUUACGUAUUUUCUUUAAGAGAUUUGUCUAGAGUUUGGCAAGGUAUGGUUGGAACACUGCCAACUGUAAUAGAAUCAGAAAAAUGUCUUAUGCUUUUAUGGAAACACGAGUGUUCCCGUGUAUUUUCUGAUAGAUUUACGCAUCAAUCUGACAAAGAUUGGUUUAACAAAGCUUUAUACGACAUUUCUGAGGAAGUUUUAGGCGUAGAGUAUAAAAAAAUGAUGGAAAAAGAUCCUGUGUUUGUGGAUUUUAUGAGGGAUGCACCUGAACCGACAGGUGAAGAAGGUGAAGAUGCAGAUAUGGAACUACCAAAAGUAUAUGAGCCGGUGUUCGAUUUUAAUGAAUUACGCGAUCGCCUUGAUAUGUUUCUCUCUCAAUUCAAUGAAAUGGUCAGGGGAUCUGGAAUGGAUUUAGUAUUUUUCCCCGAUGCUAUGCUUCACUUAGUAAAAAUAUCCCGUGUUAUACGACAUCCUAGAGGAAACGUUAUGCUUGUAGGUGUAGGAGGCUCGGGAAAGCAAUCACUUACAAAACUGUCAACAUUUAUUGCUGGAUAUCGUUCUUUCCAAAUAGCUUUAACAAGAUCAUAUAAUGUUGGAAACUUUUUGGAAGAUCUUAAAUUACUCUACCGGUCAUGUGGCGUACAAGGAAAGGGAACAACAUUUAUUUUUACCGAUUUAGAUAUAAAGGAAGAAGGAUUUUUAGAAUACUUAAAUAAUAUAUUGUCAUCCGGUGUUAUAUCUAACUUAUUUACUAAAGACGAGCAGCAAGAAAUCAUUUCAGAAUUAACACCAAUAAUGAAGCGUGAAAAUCAAAAAAGAACAUUAACAAAUGAACUAGUUAUGGAAUAUUUUCUGAAUAGGACUUGUCAAAAUCUUCAUGUUGUUUUAUGUUUUUCGCCAGUCAGUGAGGCAUUUAGAUAUCGGGCACUAAGAUUUCCAGCUCUUAUAUCAGGUUGCACUAUCGACUGGUUCCAACCCUGGCCAAAAGAUGCACUUGUAUCUGUUGCUGAUCAUUUUCUAGCCGAAUUUGAAAUAGAAUGCACAAAAGAAGUUAAAAAAGAGCUUGUAACGGUUUUGGGGACAAUUCAGGAUGUAGUCUCAAAAGUAUCUGCAGAAUACUUUCAAAGAUUUAGAAGGUCUUCUCAUGUUACACCGAAAUCAUAUCUAAAUUUUAUAGGAGGUUAUAAAACAAUUUAUCAGAUGAAACAAAAAGAGCUGGGAGAUGGUGCUUUAAGAAUGGAUACUGGAUUGGAAAAGCUUCGCGAAGCGUCAAUAUCCGUUGAAGUUUUAAAGAAAGACUUAGCUGUAAUGGAACAAGAUUUAGCUUUAGCAUCUGAAAAGGCAGAUCGAGUAUUAACUGAAGUCACAGAAAGAGCUAUGCAGGCGGAAAUUGUCAAAAAUCAAGUGCAAAUAGUUAAAGAAAAGGCGGAAGUAUUAGUAGCUUAUAUUGCUGAAGAGAAAGAGAAAGCUGAAAGGAAGCUGGAAGCUGCCAAACCAGCGCUUGAAGAAGCUGAAGCAGCACUUAAUACAAUAAAACCAGCUCACAUAGCCACUGUCCGAAAAUUAGGCAGACCUCCACAUCUAAUUAUGAGAAUCAUGGACUGUGUACUUAUUUUAUUUCAGAGAAGAUUACACCCUCUGAUACCCGACACAGCUGCGCCGUGUCCAAAACCAUCGUGGGCUGAAUCUCUAAAGAUGAUGGCCAGUACCACAUUUCUUUUGCAACUACAAAAUUACCCAAAAGAUAUUAUAAAUAACGAAAUGGUAGAACACUUAAAUCCUUAUUUUGAAAUGGAAGAUUACAAUAUGGAUACAGCAAAGCGAGUUUGUGGUGACGUGGCUGGUUUGUUGUCAUGGACGAAAGCAAUGGCAUUUUUUCAUAGUGUCAAUAAAGAAGUUUUACCUUUGAAGGCAAAUCUUUUGUUGCAAGAAGCUCGAUUGAAGGUUGCAAUGGAAGAUCUGGCAUCAGCAGAAAGACAAUUAGAAGAGAGAGAAAUGUCUCUACGUAAAGUUAAAGAGCAGUACGAAUCAGCAGUGUCUGAGAAACAACAACUUACAGAUGCAGCAAAUGUAUGUUUGAGAAAAAUGACAGCAGCUACAGCUUUAAUUAAUGGACUAGGAGGUGAAAAAAUUAGGUGGACUCAACAAAGCAAAGAUUUUAAACAACAACUUGGUAGAUUAGUUGGUGACGUCGUUUUAGCGACAGGAUUUUUAUCAUACUGUGGUCCUUAUAAUCAGGAAUUUAGAAAUAAUCUCUUUAAUACUUGGAUGGGAAUACUCAAAAGCAAACAUAUACCCGUUACAGAUAAUUUAAAUAUUACCAAUAUGUUAGUUGAAAGUGCAACCAUAUCUGAAUGGACACUUCAAGGUCUUCCUAAUGAUGAGCUUUCUGUACAAAAUGCUUUAAUUGUUACAAAAUCUAGUUCUUAUCCACUUCUGGUUGAUCCACAAAGUCAGGGCAAAAAUUGGAUCAAGAAUAAAGAAAGCACUAAUGAGCUUCAAAUUACUUCACUCAAUCAUAAAUAUUUUAGGACUCACCUUGAAGACAGCUUAUCCCUUGGUAGGCCACUUCUAAUCGAGGACGUUGGUGUGGAACUAGAUCCAGUCAUAGACAAUGUUCUAGAAAAAAAUUUCAUUAAAUCGGGUUCCAUCGAAAAGGUUAUAGUAGGUGACAAGGAAUGUGAUGUAAUGCCUGGAUUUAUGCUUUACAUUACAACUAAAUUACCAAACCCUGCAUAUUCACCGGAAAUAAGCGCCAAAACCUCCAUUAUUGAUUUCACUGUCACUAUGCAAGGCCUUGAAGAUCAGCUACUUGGUCGAGUAAUUUUGAUGGAAAAAUCAGAUUUAGAAGAAGAGCGAGUUGCUUUGUUUGAGUCAGUUAUGAAAAAUCAGAGAAGCAUGAAAGAAUUAGAAAGUAACCUUCUCUGUCGCUUAACAUCCUCGAAAGGAUCGUUAGUUGAUGACGAAGCUCUUAUUGAAGUAUUACAGAUUACAAAAACAACGGCAGAGGAAGUAAAUGAAAAGCUCAAGGUGGCUGAAGUAACUGAGAAAAAAAUCAUCAAAGCCAGAGAAGAAUUUAGAGCAGUAGCGGCAAGGGGUUCCAUUUUAUACUUUUUGAUUGUUGAAAUGAGUAACGUUAAUAUUAUGUAUCAAAACUCACUCAAGCAGUUUCUUAAUAUUUUUGACAACUCCAUUACGAAAUCUACUAAAAGCAGUAUAACAGAAGAAAGAAUAAAUCUGAUUUUGAAAUACUUAACACAUGAAGUGUGGGCCUUUACAUUGCGCAGUUUAUACGAAAGACAUAAAGCAUUAUUCACAUUGAUGUUAGCCAUGAAAAUAGAUUGUCAUCGAGAAUUGAUAUCACACGACGAAUUUAUGGCUUUCGUAAAAGGCGGGGCAUCUCUUGAUUUAAAUGCAGUCACUCCAAAACCUUUUAAGUGGAUCUUGGACAUAACAUGGCUGAAUUUAGUGGAGAUUAGUAAACUAAAAAUUUUCUCUGACGUUCUUAUCAAAAUAUCUUCCAAUGAGAAAGAGUGGCGCGUUUGGUAUGAAAAAGCCAAACCUGAAGAAGAAAUGAUUCCUAGUAACUACAAUGAAAAUCUCGAUGUUUUUCGCAAACUUUUACUUAUAAGGUCAUGGAGUCCUGACCGAACUCUUUCACAAGCCAGGAAAUAUAUUGUUGAUUCCCUUGGUGCGGAAUAUGGAGAAGGUCGCAUUCUUAAUCUUGAGACUACUUGGGAAGAAUCAGAACCACGUACUCCGCUUAUUUGUAUUUUGUCCAUUGGAUCGGAUCCAUCUGCACAAAUUGCUGCCUUAGCUAAGGCUAAAGAUAUUGUUUUAAAGGCAGUUUCAAUGGGGCAAGGGCAAGAAAUUGUCGCCCGCAAAAUGAUAUCUGAUGCGAUGAAUGAAGGAGGUUGGGUUUUGCUGCAAAAUAUUCAUCUUUCGCUGCCAUUUUGUGUGGAGGCCAUGGAUGCUCUUAUAGAAACGGAGCAUAUACAAGACAGUUUCCGUCUUUGGCUUACCACUGAGGUUCACACGGAUUUCCCUAUAGGUUUGUUACAAAUGGCGAUUAAGUUCACAAACGAACCACCACAAGGUAUCAGAGCAAGUAUGAAAAGAACUUACCAGAACAUUACUCAAGACACUUUAGAUUAUUCAUCGUUACCACAAUGGCCACCUCUACUAUACGCUGUGGCAUUUUUACAUACAAUUGUUCAAGAAAGAAGAAAAUUCGGACCUUUAGGUUGGAAUAUUCCUUACGAAUUCAAUCAAGCUGAUUAUGCAGCAAGUGUACAGUUUAUUCAAAACCACCUCGACGAAAUAGACCCAAAGAAAGGAAUUUCAUGGCCAACCAUCUGUUAUAUGCUCGGAGAGGUACAAUACGGUGGGCGUGUAACAGAUGAUUUUGAUAAACGCCUGCUAACAACAUUCACUAAUGUCUGGUUCUGCGACGUACUUUUAAGACCUGGUUUUGAAUUUUACAAAGGCUACAAGGUGCCCCAGACAAGAAAUCUUCAAGGUUAUGUAGAUUAUAUCAAUCAACUGCCCUUAACGGAUACUCCCGAAGUGUUUGGCUUACAUAGCAACGCAGACAUUACGUAUCAGAUUAAUAGCGCUAAAGACAUCUUAGACACCAUACUUAGUGUUCAGCCUAAAGAAGGAGGGAGCCAGGGAGGAGAAACUAGAGAAAGCAUUGUUUAUCGUUUAGCUGAAGAUAUGUUGGAAAAGCUACCAAAACAAUAUGUUAGUUUUGAAGUUAGGGAAGCUCUACAGAAGAUGGGUGCUUUUUUGCCAAUGAACAUCUUUUUAAGGCAGGAAAUAGACAGGAUACAACGAGUCAUCAAAACUGUGCAAACCACAUUAUGCGAUUUAAAGUUAGCAAUUGAUGGCACCAUAGUGAUGAGUCAAGGGUUACGUGAAUCACUAGAUGCUAUGUACGAUGCAAGAAUACCCAAUCAUUGGUCAAAGGUUUCAUGGGAAUCCGCAACUUUAGGAUUUUGGUACACGGAACUUUUAGAACGAGAGCAGCAAUACAAAACCUGGUUGCGUGACGGAAGACCACACACAUUUUGGAUGACCGGAUUCUUUAAUCCUCAGGGCUUUCUGACGGCUAUGAGACAGGAAGUAACAAGAAGUCACAAAGGUUGGGCCCUGGACUCAGUAGUUCUGCAAAAUCACAUAACUAAGCUUAAUCGAGAAGACGUGCACGAAGGACCAACCGAAGGUGUCUACGUUUACGGCCUGUUUCUUGAAGGAGCAUCUUUGGAUCGAAAAACAGGAAAACUAAUAGAAUCCAAGCCUAAAGUGCUUUACGAACAAAUGCCUGUCAUAUACAUAUUCGCAAUAAACACAACUGCGGGUAAAGAUCCAAGAUUGUACGAGUGUCCAAUUUACAGAAAGCCUCAAAGAACUGACGCAAAAUACGUCGGUUCUAUCGACUUUGAGACUGACAGCAACCCUCGACAUUGGACGUUGAGAGGCGUGGCACUAUUGUGUGAUAUUAAAUAA
Molecule: messenger RNA, 10917 nt
Organism: Parnassius apollo (apollo)
Lineage: Eukaryota; Metazoa; Arthropoda; Insecta; Lepidoptera; Papilionidae
Source: the annotation of a GenBank genome assembly